Messenger RNA from Lingula anatina, 2945 nucleotides. Its product is annotated as protein adenylyltransferase Fic-like. The record is from RefSeq and is a predicted model, not a curated record. Gene Ontology annotation, molecular function: protein binding. NCBI's taxonomy places the organism in Eukaryota, Metazoa, Brachiopoda, Lingulata, Lingulida, Lingulidae.
GAAGUUUUCAUUAGAGUUUGACAUGGCAAAAUGGGAAGAUGAAGUCAAAUGUGUUAACGGCUUUAGAAGCCAUUUAGAUAAUGAAGAGGCAGGAGAAAAACGCGUAAUGUUGCCAAAAGUUACUAUAUUGAUUGUUCUAUUUAGUGGUAUAACUUUAGCUUAUCUUUCCAUAUAUAUUCCAAAUGUAACUCGCUUGAUAGCGAACGCAAGUUUUGGUUUCGGCGAUUCCGAGUUAAAAAGUAAGGAAAUCUCUAAUCCUUCAGUUUUAAUAUACAAAAAACACCUUGAGGAUUUACAAUGUGACACUGUCACAAAGACGAGUUUACUGGCACGUUCAAAAAAAGUACUGGAGAAGAAAGAAGAAGUGAAAACAGAAGCCUUGGCAGCUUUGAAACUGGCAGUUGAAAUGAAGGAGCAUGGUAAACAUGAAAAAGCCUUGAAGCUGUUCGAACAUGCAUUGGCAUUAGAUCCAACACAUGCAGAUAUUUUAAAUGAAUAUGGAGAAUUUCUAGAGAACCAAGGAGAGAACAUCAUCAAAGCAGAACACAUGUAUUACAGAGCUAUUGCAGCCAGUCCACAGCACAGUAAAGCCAUGGCUAACAGACAGAGGACACUACCACUUGUACAAGAAAUAGACCAAGCUCAGUUUAAUAGGAUAGAAAAGAAACGGGAGAUGUUUUUUAGGAUACCUGAAAAUCACCCAGGACUCCGAAGGAUGAAGAAAGAAAGUUAUAUUCAUCAUAUAUAUCAUACUGUAGCUUUGGAGGGUAAUACUAUGACUUUAUCACAGACAAGAUCUGUAGUAGAGAACAGAAUGGCUAUUGCAGGCAAAAGCAUUAUGGAACACAAUGAAGUCUUAGGACUAGAUUUAGCUCUGAGCUAUAUUAAUAGUACAUUAGUACAAAAAAUUGGGAAAAUAACUUUAAAUGAUAUUUUAGAAAUUCACAAAAGAGUACUUGGGUUUGUAGACCCAGUUGAAGCAGGUCACAUACGAAGCACUCAAGUUUAUGUUGGACACUACAUUCCUCCUGCAGCAAGUGAUGUUUCUGGAUUAAUGGAGGAGUUUACAGAGUGGUUAAACUCUGAUGUCUCUAUGAGGAUGCAUCCAGUAGAACUUGGUGCUUUGGCCCACUAUAAACUGGUGCUCAUCCAUCCAUUUUACGAUGGAAAUGGAAGGACGGCAAGAUUACUCAUGAAUCUCAUACUUAUGCAUGCUGGUUACCCUCCCAUUAUAAUUCCAGUGGGUGAAAAACACCUCUAUUAUCAACACAUUGAGACAGCAAGUGAAGGAGAUGUUAGGCCUUUUAUUCGUUUUAUUGCUUCAAUAUUGGAAAGAACAUUAGAUGAUUACUUGCUCUCUGCCACCAAAGAUUAUGAGGGAAAAUUAUCACUGUACCGAGAACAAGAAAGAGUGAUAAUUGUAGAUCCUUAAAUUGUUUUGAUACAAUUUGAGAUCUAUGUAUAGUAUAUUAUUAUAGUAAAAAUACUAUAUAUAUAGUAUAAUUACAGUUAAAGAGUUGCCUGAGAAGCACUGCCAUAGGUCUAGUUAGUUUACUUUGCUCCUAACUUAUACAUUGUUUUAAAGGUAUAUGUAGGAAAAACUUAUUUUUGGCAUUCCCCUUACAUAAGAUAGUGGAGCAAAUAAAUUACUAUGAAAUUCAGAAUUGUUAAGCUAUCUUUUAAUAUGGAAAUGAAAUAUGAUGUCAUGAUAAAUUAUUUAUUUUAUGAAUCUAGAAUGUUUUGGGUUUACUCCAUAAGCUGAAACUGCAAGUUUCUUUAUGAAUUUAUAUUUAUUGUAGAUAACUGCCAUUGAACAUAAAUAUUGUGAUAAAUAUAGUUAUCUAUCACAAGAGUGCAACAAAAACCCAAGGAACUUAUUUAUUUUUUUUUUUUCACAACUUUUUAAACUUUUUAUGUUCUUUAUGACAAGACUGAUGAUUGGAAUAUUGUUUCUUUUAGACAUAGGACAAAAUAUAUAUUUAUCUUCUAUCCUAGUUUAGAGUCUUCAGUGGCUAGGUAGUUUUGGCAUAUUAAAAUAUAACAUAUUUAUAAGCAUGAUUUCAUAAUAUAUAUAACUAAAAUGGCUAAUUCUAACAUAAUUUCUCUUCAAAAAGGCUGACUUUUUUCCUUUACAAAAUCAAAAUAGCGAUUAAAUGUUGAAAAGGAUGAAGGAUUUUCUUUAGCCGUGAUAUUGGCUUUUAGCAUUUGGUGAAAAAGAAAUGCACAUGUUCACAAGAGCCAAAACUAUACUGAAAAUAACAGAAAAAUAUGAUUGGCACCCAGCAUCAACAUACAAAUUAACUGCCAGUGUCAUUCUUAUCGAAAUAGUAAUCUUACUAGCAGAUCUUAAAAUUAACAUUAGGCAUUGCAGUGCUCGUUCAAGACAUAAGCUUUGUAGCUAAUAUAACCAAGUUUUUGUCUAGAUCUGUUGCACUUCUUGAUUUCUGAUGUAUAUCUGUGAUGUUUUUUUAAUUUAUUGAUGCUGCAGGCCAGCUGUAUGAGAAAUUGUUAUUUAAAGAGGAGGGAGUGCAUGUGAAUGUUCUUUGAUUAUUGGAAGACUGACUUACCUAAAAGAUCAACAUAUCUAUUUUAGUUGACAUCACCAAGAACCAAAUAUUGUACAUGGCUGCUUUAGGGGGCACUGUAUAAUAUUGUUUCAGCUAAUCCAAUGUGAACACAAAAAGUUACACCAAACAUUUGUAUAUAUACAGAUUUCAUAAUGUUUUAGUGAUAGUUAUCACUUUAGAAAACAGUUUUGUUCCAGUGUGUGUGAUGAUAAUCACUAAAACGUUAUUUAAUUAAUUCCUGGAACCAUGAACAAUCUGAUAGAUAUAUUUAAAUGGUUUAUUUGAAGAAAAAUGUCAUCUGGUUUGUAGGCUAGUAGGGUUUGGGUUAUUAAAUUUUUUAAAAAAUGUUUUUUUUUAAUGUUUCAGGUUUUUUUUCAU